Molecule: messenger RNA, 6902 nt
Organism: Aphidius gifuensis
Lineage: Eukaryota; Metazoa; Arthropoda; Insecta; Hymenoptera; Braconidae
Product: tubulin polyglutamylase TTLL4-like
Exons: 15
Coding region: 3260-4942 (560 amino acids)
Biological process (GO): protein polyglutamylation; microtubule cytoskeleton organization
Cellular component (GO): cilium
Molecular function (GO): tubulin-glutamic acid ligase activity; tubulin binding
Source: RefSeq, a predicted model, not a curated record
UGAAAGAGAAAACCUGUGUUGUUCAGUGUUGUGACUUUUUACACUAAUUUUUGCAAUAAUAAUUGUUAAAAAAUUAUAAAUUGUUGAUAAAUCGGUUAAUUAAUUUAUUCUAAACAGAUUGUGAUAUAAAUUAUCAUGAACUUUUGUGAAUUUUGUCCAAAAUUAAUGUCAGAGCUCUUGAAGCUGACAAAGGCAGCUAUUAAUUUGUUAAAUAAUGGACAAAUAACAUAUUGUGCUAUAAAUUGUUGCUGAUAAUUGUGAAAUUUGACAAAAAUUAAUGGACAUGUCAAUGGCGUUAGAGCUGACAAAAGAAAAUCUUUAUUUGGCAAAUAUUGGACAAAUGAUAACAGUAAGUGUGGCUGACACGUCUAAGAUCAAACAUAAUUAUUGAAACUAACACAGAGAAAAUUGCCUAAUUUGGUUUGUCAUUGGAGUCAAAAUCAUUCUGGAGUAAAUUUCACUACAUUUAUUAAUGAGAAAAGUAUUAGUAUUGUUAAUGUAUGUAAAAUAAAAUAUACAAAAGCUUCAAUAAUGAAAAAACUGCAGGAUUCAGAACACCUAAAACAACUAAGUCUGUUUAUAUGUUAAAAUAUGAUAUGAGCAAUACCAAGAUGAUGAUGUUAAUGAUGGAAAUAUGAUAAGGUAUAUUGAUUUUAGUUAGUGUCAUCAAGUGUUUCAAAAAUUAAUCAAAUUAAUUUCAAACCAUUUGUUAAUUUAAUAAUCACAAAAUACUGGCUCAAUUGAACCACCAACAAUGGUUUGUUGUAAAAAUUUAAAAUAUAAUGUUUGUUUAAUAUGUUUCACAUGUGACAUCAACCGUGGCUAUAACAUCUAAUGUGCCAAUCUUAUCGAUCCAACAAAAUUGAUGUAACUGGGACUAAAAAAAUGACUAAAUUGAUUUGUCAAUGAAGCCAAAAUUAUUUGGGAGUAAACCUUUAAAUUUAUUUAUUAUAAAAAACUAUGCAAGAGCUUUAAUUAUGAAGAAAAUAAAAAACUGUGGUCCAAAUGUCUUAUUGGCUCGUGAAGUUUAUUAAACAAAAUUAUCAAAACGAGGACCAAAUAAAAUGACUAAUUUGAUCGGUCAUUUGAUAUCCAAAAUAUCACAUGAUAAACCAUUUGUUAAUUUAACAAAAGAUACUGGUACAUUUGCAUGAAUCUCAUUGUUACAUUAAAAUGAGCAUCGAGACUAUCAACAUGAUAUUAAGCAUCAACAAUCAUGACUCGUAAUAAUGAAAAAUCAUCUCUUUGUUAUCUUCGUUUUUAAGUGCAAUUGGAUUAUAAACAUGUCGUGUCAAUGAAUGCCCCAACAACUCAUAAAUUGUCUAACAAAAAUUUAUUAGCAAAGUUUAUUCAUCUUGAAGUAAAACAAUCAAUAGCAUUACACGAUGCUGGUGUUGCUAAUUUUUAUGAUGCUUUGAUGUACCACUUGUUAUUGAUAAUCAUUUACUUACUUCGGAGCUGUAUCUGUGUUAAUCAAAAAUGUUUUGUGUCCAAAGCUAGUGAUCAUGGUUUAUCAUCGACAAUCAUCAUGAAUGACAUGGCCUUGGUGCAUCUUGAUGACGAGCGUGAGGAGAUGAACAUCUGCUAAAAAGUGUAUUUUUGAGAGUAUAAGAAAAUGUUUGUAAAUGAUUGAAAUGACUGGCGUGUACCUGAUGAUUGAUUGAAACAUAUUGAAGUCUUGGUGGUUUUACUGAUGCAGCUGGUGGUAGCUGGUCCAAGAUAGUUUGUGAGAGAAUGAAAGUAACUUGUGAAUAUUUGAGAUGACUGAAAUGUACCUGGUGAUGAAUCUGAACAUAUUGGUGGUCUUUAUUGUUACAAAUGGUGAUAGUUGAUGGUGGUAACUGAUUGGUGAUGACUGAUUUGAGGUGGUGUAAAAAUGAUGAUGGACCAUUUGAAAACUGGUGGAACAGUUGAACUAGUCUGAUUGUUGAACUUGUUAUGCUGUUGGAGUUAUCAUGAACUACAUGGCGUUGAAGCAUCCUGGUGAUCAGCGUGGGAAGAUGAACAUCCGCUAAAAAGGUAGGAUUUUAUUCAACUUGUUGCAUUGAUAUUGUCUUGAUUGUCUUGUUUUUUAAACUCCAUGAAAGUCUUUGGGGUCAUCUUGCUUUUUUUUUUACUCUAAUUUAUUUAUGUUGUGAUAAUCAUGUUAUUGCUCAAGUGACAUUAUCAUAUCAGUGUGUAUAGAAAGACUUAUGUAUAGUUGCAUUUUAAAUAGUUUAUUAUCUAGCCAACAAUUAACAAUAAUAGUUAGUAUAAAGACUAAAUUACGUGACAAAGUAUAUAAGAUAAUUUGGUGAUCGUGAAAAGUUGUGGUGAAAAGUGUAUUAUAAUUGUGUGUGAUCAUUGAUCCUGUUGCUGGUCAGCGAGAAUCAUCAUGAACUACUACAUGGACUUGGUGCAUCUUGAUGACCAGCGUGGGAAGAUGAACAUCCGCUAAAAAGAUAGCUGUAGAGUAAUUUAUUUUAUCGACAAAAAUGAGCGCGAAUAGGUCACAAGCUAACUAUAAAAAGCCGCCAGAUGGAAUAGUAGCGUCAUGUUACACCUGUAGUGCCGCACGUGUUGUUGCUGUGUGUGCUGAAUUUUGCUGAAUUAUCUGUUAAAAAAAGUGAGUAAUAAUUGUUAAUUAAUAUAUUUAAUCAACUUUAAUCAUCAUUUAAACAUAUUAAUAAUCUCAGUGAAUAAUUAACAAACGUGAAUACUGUGAAAUAUUCGUGUAUUUUAUACGUGAAAUUGUGUCGUUGCAAAAUUUUAUUAUUCCGCCAUGGCACAUGUGUAUACUGUUGCUUCAACCUCUGCUAUAUAGCCUCAAAAAUAAUAUAAUUUUUAACUCAAAAAGUGUUCAAGUGUCAUCAAACAAAUAUUAUAAUUUUAUCUAACAACAUUAAUUUCAUAUUAUCAAUUGUGAGUUUGUAAAUUUGUGCUUAAUUUUGGAUACUCGUUUAUGGUUUUGUGAGAUAUUUUUUUUUCCUUCAUUUGUUGUCACAUAAUGGCUUCUUUGUGUGUUGUGUUUAUAUGUGUGUGAGUGCAUCAACAACGUUCCUUGGCGGCAAAAGAAAAUUUCAACUGCAGAGUCUAUCCUGAUUCUUCAUCUUCUUUUACAAUAUUCAUUUAAUAUUCUACUAGAGCUACAAACAAGAUAGUAAAUUUUUUUCAUGACGAAUUAACUUCAAGGAUAGAGAGACUAAAGUAAAACAAAAUCAAAAUACCAUAAAAUUGACUAAAUUAUUUUAGGUGAAGAAUCAAAAAGACGAAAAAUAAAAUGGAUGUAAUACCUUAUAAUCAGGAGGAACUUGUAGCCAGUAGUAUUGGAUCAAGUAUUGAUGACGAAUCAUUGGAACAAGAUUAUGAUGAUGAAGAACAAAGUAGUGAAAUACCAAGUGAGCCAAUAUCAACAAAUGACAACAACAAUGAAUGUGACAUUGAGUAUAAUGAUAUAUUACCAUUUCGUAAAAGUUUAUUUGCUCAUGUAGCACCUUAUAUUAUAUUUGAAUUAUAUAAUUCAACUGGCCAUAAUAUACCACAGCCAAUAGUAAAAUAUUUAAAAUGGAAAUGGAGUACAAUAACACCACAAUUAGUUAGACGUACUAUUGUUAAUUCUGGUUUUCGUUUAGUUAAAAAAUCAAAUGAUUGGAUUGGUACAUGGGGUAAACAUAUGAAAUCAAAUUUUUUUAAAUUUAUUAAAAAAAAUCAAAAAGUUAAUCAUUUUCCUGGUACAUUUCAAAUUGGACGUAAAGAUAGAUUAUGGAGAAAUUUAGCAAGAUUAAUGUCAAAAUAUGGGAGAAAAGAAUUUAAUUUUGUACCAAAAACAUAUGUAUUACCACAAGAUUUAAAAAAUUUUCGUCAAAUAUGGGAAAAAAAUGGUGGUAAAGAAAAAUGGAUUAUAAAACCACCAGCAUCAGCACGUGGUACUGGUAUACGUGUUGUUAAUAAAUGGUCACAAAUACCAAAAAAAAAACCAUUAAUUGUACAACAAUAUUUAUCAAAACCAUUAUUAAUUGAUGGUGCUAAAUUUGAUUUACGUUUAUAUGUACUUGUUACUAGUUUUAAUCCAUUGAGAAUAUAUAUUUAUCCAGAUGGUCUUGUUAGAUUUGCAUCAGUUAAAUAUAAUGAUGAUAUUAAUAAUAUAAGUGAUAGAUUGAUGCAUUUAACAAAUUAUAGUAUUAAUAAAACAAGUUCAAAUUAUACAAAAAAUAAUUGUGCUGAUUCAUGUCAAGGACAUAAAUGGACAAUUAAAACAUUUUUAUUAUAUCUUAAAAAACAAGGUGUUGAUACUGAUAAAUUAUGGACAUCAAUUAAUGAUAUUGUUGUUAAAACAAUGAUAUCUGGUGAACCAUUUAUAAAUACAUUGAUUAAAAAUAAUACUACAACAAAUUAUACAUGUUAUGAAUUAUUUGGUAUUGAUAUAUUAUUAGAUUCUUCAUUAAAACCAUGGUUACUUGAAGUUAAUAUAUCACCAUCAUUACAAUCAUCAUCAGAACUUGAUACACAUGUUAAAGGACCACUUGUACAAAAUUUAUUAUCAAUGGUUGGUUUUCAAUUACCAAAUUUACCAACUAAUAUUAUUGAAAAACUUGAAAAAUUAUAUAAUUAUCAGCCAGUAUGUCAAAAUGUUAAAUUUGGAAAAGCGUUAUUAACACAACAAGAAAAAAAAAAACAAGCACUAUAUUUUAAUUUAGAUAGAGAAGAUUAUAUUGAUGAUAUUUUAGAUCAUUUAACACCAGAUGAUGUUAGAAAAUUAAUAUCAUAUGAAGAUGAAUUAACACAAGCUGAUAAAUUUCAACGUAUAUUUCCAACAAAAACAACAUUUUCAUAUCUUGAUUAUUUUGAUGUACCAAGAUAUUAUAAUUUAUUAUUUGAUGCUUGGGAAACCAAAUACAGUGAUAAUCGUAAUGAGGGUAUUUUACGAUUGCAAAAACUUUGUCAAGAUAAAUAUCAUAUUUAAUUAUGGAAAAAUAUUCAUCAUCAUUAGAUCAUCAUUUGUCAUAAUAAACAACAAAAAUUUUAAAUUUUUAAAACAAAAUUCUGCCAUAAUAUGUGCCUUGUAAAAAUAAAUUUAUAAAAAUAUUAUAUGACAAUUAUUGUUUUCUCAAUAAAUUAAAAGACACAAAUUUGUAGUAAUUUUUUCUUGUUUUUUUUUUUUUUUUUGAUAAAAUGUUUUAAAUAAUAUUACUAUGCAACAAAUAAUAAUAAUGUUAUGACAAUUUAAUGUCUCUAUUGUAUGUAAUUGAACUGAUGCCAGUCGAGACAUUAAUAACUUGUUUAAAUUAAUAACAAUGGGGUUAGAAGAUGAAGCAAAUAAGGGGAGAUUGAGAUUUUUUUUUUGACUUCCGCCCGGGUUAAAUUUAAUUAUAUUACCAAAACGUACUGUCACUUUAUAAAAACUAGUGUACUUGUUGAAUUUAAAAAGGAAGGAUCUUUCAUAUAUUAAGCCGGAUGUUAUUGAGGUACAUACGUGUACAUAAAUAUUAUUUAUAUAAGCUCUAAAAAUUAAUAUCAUUUCAAUAAAGUCUUGUCGAAAUAAAAUGAAAAUUAUAUUUAAAGAAAAAAAUUAAAUAAAGAGAGUUAAUAUAUUUUUAUAGGCUGUAAUUUGUCGUAUUGAAUAUACCAAAGAGCCAUUUGAAGACAAUGGGCUCGUACGGUAAAUUCAAUGAAUUGAUAUCGUUAUUGUAACAACAUAAUAGACAUAUUUUCUUAUUGAGAUUACAGUCUCGUAUACGUUUAACCGACGUGCCGAUUCUCAGUCGUCUUUUUCAAUGUAUUCAUUCAUAAAAAGAUUUACCGGCUUUUAUUAUUAAUACUCUUGCAUAUAUAUGAUUGUUAAAAAAAAAAAAUUGUAAUCAUAUUUUUUUCAUAUGUUAACAUAUUAUUUUUGUUAAAAAAAAAAAGCUCAAGUAAGUUUUAUCAUUAAAUUUAAGAAUGGAAAUAAAUUAAAUCUUGAUAAAAUAUGUCUCGUGCUGAUAUUUUACAGAGGCAAAAGUGAGGGCGUCUAAAAAGUCAAGGGAGCAACACACUGGUGUAUAUGGAGGUAACAACUUAAUAAACCGUUGGCGCGCGAAAGGCCAGAUUACCAAAAAAUAAAAAUAAGAAAAAGAAGGCGGAUGCUGUUGAUGCAAAAAUAAAAAAUAAAGAGAAGUUUUUUUUAGUCAGGUGCGUCGCGUGCCCAAUUUUACACACUAAAAUUACACACAUAUUGUAUGUGUAUGUGUGUUGUGCUGUUUUUGUUUUGGGAAGGCACCAAAGAACUCUUUCCCACGCUUCCGAAAGUACCGGACACACUCAUCACAAUAUAUUCACCAACAUCAUCAUUACUUGAUACAUUAUUUUCUAAUUUUGCAUUUAACAUUUUAUAGAUAAAAAAUAAAUAUAAAAAUCAAAACCCGCAUUGUCAUUUAAUCGCAUGGACAGCUACUUGCACGAAUCGCCACGAAAGCUUCCAUGUUAAAUGACAAAUUUAAAAGAUAAAAACAUUUAUAUAAAAUAAAUAUAAACAUAUUUUUUAUAUAUUUUAUUUUUUCGUAUAAUCGAAUAUUUAAUUCACGUGAUUGUCGAGAUUUUACUUGUUGUUAAACAUACGUGUUGAAUAAUUUUAGACUAGACAAGACAUCAGUUGUUGAAGAACAAGCUACCUGAAUGCAAAACAAUGUUGCAUAGUAUCACGUCUGUUUGCCCUUACAUAUUCUUAUCGACACUUUUAUUUAUAUUUAUUUUUUUUUUUUUGUUAUCAUAUAUGUACAUAGAGCCGUUGUAUUAUCCUCCGUUUUACAGUCGACAAAUAUUGUCACGCAGUAUAUUCCCAUCACAAUCAACAAUCUAUAAAAUGACCGCACUGAAGCGCCGAUGCAUGUCAAUAUGUCAUUCUGUAUGUCCUGAUGAAAUAAAAAUUUUUAAACAAAAAAAAAAAA